This is a messenger RNA of Ceraceosorus guamensis, 183 nucleotides long. RefSeq lists its product as hypothetical. The transcript has a single exon. NCBI's taxonomy places the organism in Eukaryota, Fungi, Basidiomycota, Exobasidiomycetes, Ceraceosorales, Ceraceosoraceae. The annotation marks the transcript as partial. The record is from RefSeq and is a predicted model, not a curated record.
GAAAGAUACGAGUAUGAUGUGCUGCACGAGAAUCAGCGCGGUCUUUUGGUGUUUGGCAUUCCCAAAUUCAGUGCGAGGACGCUGCUCCAAUGGGACCCUGCGGCGUGGACGAAUGCGAAGAACAGAGACUCGCCGUACAGCAUCGUCAAUGCGCAGCUGCCUGAUCCCUCGUGGGAAUGGGUG